Molecule: messenger RNA, 2390 nt
Organism: Cuscuta epithymum
Lineage: Eukaryota; Viridiplantae; Streptophyta; Magnoliopsida; Solanales; Convolvulaceae
Source: the annotation of a GenBank genome assembly
UUUAAAAAUUGCUUAUGCACAGACUAUCUUAAGGGAUAAAACAUUUUGCACAUUCAUUGUGUAUAACCUCCCACUCAAUAGAACAUACAUAUAUCCAUUUAAAACUUUAUAUUAUAUUCGAUGUAGUAGAUCUCUUGUGCGUCUGGGUCUUUUGAUGCAGCACAUGGAAUUUGUCCUUCAGUGUGAAUUGCUCAAUAUAGCAAAAGUCCAAAUAAGCUGGUGAGAAUCGUGGGCAGGAACAUCCCAUACUCAUGUGGCACAAUGUUUGACAGUUCAUGUGGGUUUGCUUUGAUCCAUAUUGCAUGCGUUCUAUGGAGUAUUAUUUAUAUAGAAGAACUGGACGUUGGGAAGACACACCAUGGGGAAGCCAAAAAUUAAUGUUGCAAUGGGAAUCCCAUUCAUCAGCCAAUGAGAAGGCAUACUUUUAGAAAAUUGAUCGGCUAAAAAUAUGAUUAUGUGAUUACUUAAGUAGGAAUACUCCUUUUAUUACUUUGUAUUAUUUUACCUCUGAAUUGAAAUACACAAUAUCUCGAUAUGCUCAAUUCCAAUACUCCAUAAAUUACCUCUUUAGCCAUUAAAUAUUUUUUUUCGAUGGCCUCUCCACCUACUACCGCCGCAGACGUCCAUCAUUACAAACGAUGUUCCGGUCUCGCCGCUUUCUUCUUCGUGGGUACCGCCUAUUUUUACUUGGACUCCGACGCCACCAACGAUGCAGCCGCCUAUGCCGCCGCUGUUUCCAGCCGACUCGCACGCCGAGUCAAGUGCUGCCGGUGCUGCUCGAGCCAGAUUCGCCGGUCCCACACUAUCCGGCAGUCCCGGGUUGUUCAUGCCACAACCGACUGGGCAUAUUGGGCAUCGCCCGGUAGAUAAUUCUCUUCCUGUUUCUUAUGCUACUUUGGCUCAAGGUAUGACUUUUGGAGCCUCAAUUACACAAAUUGUGACCUCCAAAUUGCUAAAAGUCGAAGAUUAUCUGCCCUGGCGAACCCAAUUUGAGUCUUUUCUGGUGGCCAACGGUCUUUUGGGCAUUCUUGAUGGGUCUCUGCCACCUCCGCCUCUGUAUAUCUAUGAUUUAUAUCAGGCUCAAUCUAUUAAUCCUGAAUAUCAUCAUUGGUUGAAAUUGGACCAAACUGUGCGUGCUUGGUUAUUUGCUACCCUAUCCCGUGAAAUUUUGAUGGAGGUUCAUACCUUGUAAAAUUCUUUUGCUAUUUGGGAACGAUUGGAGUCUCGAUUCAUGGCUGCCAGUCUUGCUCGCGCCAUGGAGUUGAAGCAGAUGUUGUCUCACACCAAAAAGAAGGAGAAUCAAUCCAUGGAGGAGUACGUUCGUGGAAUUCAAACUCUUGCUGAUAAUUUGGCCUCCAUCAACUCGCCGGUCUCCAAUGCCGAUCUCAUUCAAUACACUCUUUUAGGAUUGGGACCAGGAUAUGAAUCACUGGUUGGACCCUUGACCUUGUUUCCUGAAGGGCUCACUUUUGACAAAUUGGGUACCAAAUUGGUUCAUCAAGAGGCACGUCUACGCUACCAACAGUCCCUGGAACCGAUGGCUAAUACUCCGGCUUUCGCUGCACCUUCCUCGGCAGGGGGUGGACGUGCCGGCUCUUCCUCCAGCGAUCCACAGCAGCAACAGCCCGCUCGAGGAGGACAUGGCGGUCGACGCGGAAACCGAGGCCGUGGUCGUGGCCGUGGCCGCGGCAGGUACCAGCAGCAGCAGUCCGGGUACGGCCAGCCUCCGGCCUACUACGGUCAGGCUCCGCCACAUCCACAGCAGUCAUUAUCCGGCCGAACGCCUCCUCCGCCAAAUCAUUGGGGUCCUGGAUCUUCAUCUUUUGAGAAUAAUUUUGCUUCAGUUCCUCCACCUGUCGUUUGUCAAAUUUGUCACUCUCCAGGCCACUCAGCUGUUUCAUGUCCAUCUCGCUUUGUUCAAACUCCGACUCCUGCACUUGCUGUCUCCACGGGUGAAUCCACUCCAGCUGUUUGGUAUCCUGACUCAGGUGCUUCCGCUCAUAUGACCCCAAAUGAAGGACACAAUUUCGGGGAAGGUGCUCCUCCAAGCUUCCAGUAAUGGUGGCGUUUAUCCUAUUUCUAUCACUCAGCCAUCCUCAGUUGCUCUUAGUUCUCAAGCUGCUCCCGGGCCUAUUUGGCAUCGUCGUUUGGGCCAUUGUGGAAGUCGCAUUUUAGAUAGAUUAAAAAAAAUCUGGCAGUGUUCUUAGUACUUCUAAUUUUUCUCAUAAUUGUAUUUCUUGUCGGUUAGGAAAAUCACAACGAUUACCGUUUCAAGAAGUGUGGCAUAAAUCUACUACUCCUUUGUUUUUAAUUCAUUCUGAUGUUUGGCAGUCUCAUGUUCUUUCUUCAAGUGGCUUCAAAUAUUAUGUUUUAUUUAUUGAUGAUUUUUC